Messenger RNA from Thamnophis sirtalis, 5086 nucleotides. NCBI's taxonomy places the organism in Eukaryota, Metazoa, Chordata, Lepidosauria, Squamata, Natricidae. The record is from RefSeq and is a predicted model, not a curated record.
CUUCCCCUUUUGUCUUCUGUCCUCCCGGUUAUACAUAUUUGGUUCCUCCAAUCUCUCCUGAUAUGUUUUGUCCCUCAGACCUUUUUUGCUUCCCAAAUUGUCAACCAACAUCAGCCUAGAAAACUCCAGAAAUGCAGGUAGGGGAUAAUGGGAAGUGUGCUGCAUUGGAUGAGGAUGAUGGAAGUUAUAAUUCAGGGUAUCUGGAAAACACCUUCAGGAAGCCUGUUCAGUCAGAGAGGUUUUCCUUUUCUCCCUGUCUCUCUGUCUCUCUCACACACAUACACAUCUCUACCACCCCCAAUAGCUCCUCCAGUGGUCUAUUAAACAAGACCUGUCAGAGCUAGUAACCAGCAUUUGGUUAAGGCGUGUGCCUGCCUUCCAGAAGAGCUCCUUUCCCCUUUAUAUUAUUUACAGGUGAAAUAGGAAUGGUGUUGUUUGCCGAUCUGCUUGCUUAAUUGACUGAAGGCAGCUAAAGAUCAAAUGCAAGAGAAGGAUGGCAAUAUUUGGUGUAUUAAUACCUGUCUUCCUGAUUUGCUCUCCUCUUGGUGACUCCUGCCGGACCCCUGAUGACUUUGUGGGUGCCAGUUCUCCUGGAGAUAUUGUCAUUGGAGGCUUGUUUGCUAUUCAUGGCAAAAUGUUACAUUCUGGAGAGAAGCCCCUCAAACCUAUGAUUGCCAGUUGUGCUGGCUUUGAAGUUCAAGUGUUUCUUCAGAGUCUUGCGAUGGUCCAUGCCAUAGAAAUCGUCAACAAUUCUCCUCUUCUACCAGGAAUUAAACUAGGCUAUGAAAUCUAUGACACUUGUGCAGAAGUGACCAGGGCAAUGGCUGCAGCUUUGAGGUUCCUGUCCAAGUUUAAUGCUUCCAAAGACCUUGUAGAAUUCAGAUGCAACUAUUCAGAUUACACACCCCGAGUAAAAGCUGUCAUAGGAGCCACUUAUUCGGAAGUGUCUAUGUCAGUUGCAAGAAUAUUGAAUUUGCAGCUAAUACCACAGGUCAGUCAUGCAGCCACUGCAGAAAUCCUUAGCGACAAAGUGCGUUUUCCUUCUUUCCUGCGCACAGUGCCCAGCGAUUCCUAUCAAACCAAAGCAAUGGCACGAUUAAUCCACAAAUCAGGAUGGAACUGGAUUGGAAUCAUCGCCACUGAUGAUGACUUUGGGCGACUCGCUGUGGAAAGCUUUGGGUUACAGGCCAUGGCCAACAACGUCUGCAUUGCCUUUAAAGAAAUGUUGCCAGCUUAUCUCUCGGACAGCACAAUCCAUGGCAAAAUUAAUCAAGCGCUUGAGAAGAUUGUCAAGGAAACCAGGGUAAAUGUCAUCGUUGUCUUUCUGAGGCAAUUCCACGUAAUGAGACUUUUCAGAAAAGCAAUAGAAAGGAACAUAAAUAAGACCUGGAUUGCAAGUGAUAACUGGUCAGCGGCUGUGAAGAUUAGCACCCUUCCAAAUAUCAGUCGCCUGGGGAAAGUGGUUGGAUUUACAUUCAAAAGUGGCAACAUGUCCUCUUUCCAUGAGUUUUUGAGCAAUCUCCCGACCACACCCAGGGGCAAGAACAAAUUUUUAAGGGAAUAUACAAAGCUAAUGUCAACAUGCUCCCAUAUAAAUGAUCAAGAUCUGAGUAAGUGCAUUUCAAACCAUUCAGCAGAGAGUUUGGUCCAAAAUCAGACUCGCCCAAUUAACAGCCUUUGGCGAGAGGAAUUUCUCAUUGCCAAUAUUGAACCAGGAUUUAUCCACAGCACCAUGCUGGCAGUGCAUGCCAUUGCCAAGGCCAUUCAGAAACAGUGCAAGGACAGAGACUGCAAAGAUCCAUAUGCUUUCUCACCUUGGGAGUUGCUCGAGAUACUUAAAGAGAUAAAGUUCACUGAUAAUGAACGGGCUGUCUAUUUUGACUCUCAUGGAGACAUUAUCACAGGGUAUGAUGUCCUGCUCUGGAAGGAAAUUGAUGGAAGAGUGGUGAUUACCAACAUGGGAGAGUAUGACUUGGAAAAAGAUGACUUCAUCUUUGCAGAUAAAGAAGAUGAAAUUGAAUUCAUGAAUCUAAAGAUAUGGAUUACUGCAUUUUAUGCAACAACCGAACCCACUGGGCCCCAGUGAACAGCUCAACCUGCUACAGGAAGAUGGUUCAAUACCUCAACUGGAAUGACUGGUUUGCUGUUUUGUUAGUGGUGCUCUCUGCCCUUGGAAUUGUGUUGAUUGGUGCCAUUUUCAUAAUAUUUACUCGAAAUGUGGACACGCCUGUCGUAAAGGCAUCAGGUGGCCUAACUGUAUGCUACGUUAUACUCCUCUGUCAUUUCCUGGCUUUUGUUAGCUCAAGCUUAUUCAUUGGCCAACCCAAAGCCUAUAAAUGCAAACUAAGACAAGCUCUCUUUGGCAUUAGCUUUGCCCUCUGCAUUUCAUGCAUUUUGAUUAAAUCCCUGAAAAUCUUGCUGGCUUUCAGUUUCGAUCCCAAGUUACAAAAAUGGCUGAAGGGCCUCUACAGGCCCAUCCCCAUAGUGUCUUUUUGCACAGGGAUUCAGAUCUUGAUUUGUUCGGUCUGGAUCACUGUGAGAAGCCCUUUCGUGCAGGAGAACUUCUCCAUCAGGAGAGUUAUCAUCCUGGAAUGCAAUGAAGGUUCAGGAGUGGCCCUUGGCAUCAUGUUAGGAUACAUUGCCCUCCUCGCAUUCAUCUGCUUUAUCUGUGCUUUUAAAGGCAGGAAACUCCCUGAAAACUACAACGAGGCAAAAUUCAUUACCUUUGGCAUGCUCAUCUAUUUCAUUGCAUGGAUUAUAUUCAUCCCGGUCUACACAACCACUUUUGGCAAGUACUUGCCCGCGGUUGAAAUCAUUGUCAUUUUAAUAUCAAACUAUGGGAUCUUGUGCUGUACUUUCUUCCCCAAGUGCUACAUCAUCCUGUAUAAGCAAGAAGCGAAUACUAAAUCUGCCUUCCUUAAAAUGUUGUACAAUUACUCUUCCAAGAGUGCAGGGAGUAUCAGUAUCAAUCAAAGUUCUCUGGACUCUAAGAGCGGGACCCCUCCGGUUCCUAGCACAAAUGCUUGUGGUAAGGGUGAUAACAGCUGGCUGAAUGGUAGUUGCCAUUUGCAAGCCUCAGGGCCCAGAGAAGUGAGAGGUGAAAUCCAUGCCAAAAACACAGCGGGGUCCACAGUACCAAGGAGAAGGCUCUCUAGCAUAUGAAGGGAGAUUGGAAGUGUGUGUGAUGAGGGGGGGGUGGAGGUGUUCUGGAAAUAUCAUUUCAGGGUAAGGUCAUUUGAUCAACCCUUAUGUAUCUAUCAGCACACAAGAGAUGCAGGACUCUGCAGACAUGAUGUUGACUUCCUAUUAUUUUUUCUUCCCCCGUUUGUCUAACUGUGAUUCUUAGCUUACCAAGGAUUUGAAAUCAGAAGUCAAAAGCUCAGCCUGAGGUAGAAUUGUAAUCCUGGGCUAAGGGAAAACCUAGUUAGCUUCUAUAAUGCUCUAUUAGACCAGUGGUAGCUAACAUAUUUUCUUUCUUUUUCCCGUGGAGGGUUAUUGUAACCUGAAGGCCAUGGUGAAGCAAGUGGGAGAGACAGGGAAUUCCAAAGGUUUCGGGAGAGUGGGAAUUCCAUGGUUUUGCCUUGAGGCCUCCCUUUGCUUCCUGGGUUUUCCUUUGGUCUCUUUCUCUUUUUCUGAAUUUCUUUUUUCUUUCUCUCUCUCUUCCCUUUUGCUAAACAUUUUGGCCCCAGGUUCAAAUGGCUUCCUUGACUUGCGAAAGACUUUUAAAAUUAGGAUGAAAGCUACAUUCAAUAAGGCUAAUGUCUGUUUAUGGUCUGGUAGCCAUGGUUGUUCAUCCUUGUACUUGAUCAUGGUUAAGAGAAAGAGUCCUUGGGCCCAUACAUUUUAUUAAGGACAAUAUGUGAUUUCAGCCAUUGUAAUUGUGGCUUAAUGUGGUGUGUAUACCAGCUAUUGUGGUCUGCAAACCAUGGUUUAUGGCAUAGCAGAAUGUGAAACAUGCAUUCACCUGUUGUAAAUAAGACUAUUUUCAUUAAAAAAAAAUAGGUACAUAAAGACUAUUUAAACAACAUGCAAAUGGUACUUCAACAAACCACAAUGAGUCCAACCUCUGUUUUGUGUGACACAUAAACCAGAUUAAUGAAAGAGGAAUUUAUGUUGGAGCAGGGGAAGAAAUCAUGUAGCUGGAUUUUAUUUUAUGAAACGAUUGUUAUAAUGAAAUUGGAAAUUGAAUCCUAACAGCAGGCAAUUUUGACUCAGGUGCAACAGUGAUUACAAAGUAUGAUGAUAUGAUAGUUUUGCUGCUGCAUUGAUGUUGGCUUGGACCUUCCUACAGCAUUGAGCAGAACUUCAGCAGUGACUCCAUCCUUAGGUGUAUCUGCAAAUCAAAAUGUUAUCAAAGUAAUGAAAUGUAUAUAAUGUAAAUUGACUUGUUAUGUACUUGCACAUGAAAUUGUGCUGUGAGGGCAAAAGAAUAACAUGUUUUUGUGGUGUUACAUUGCAUGUUUCUUCCAUGCACCCUCCUUGCCCUACCCCUCCCUAUACAUUAUGGAGUUAAGUACAAGUAUUUCAUGAAUUCAAGUAAGCUUAGCACUCCUUUGGAUUGAGAGUCCUGAAGAUAAAUACUAUGUCUAAGCAAGGAAGAGAUCUCUUGAAUUCUGAAAUGAGCAGAGAAAUGAUGUGUUCUCACUCCUGCGUACAAAUAAGCAAGGGUGCUUUUAAAGUUGUAAUGGGACUGUGUUUCAAGCACAAGCUUUAAAGGCUGUCUUUCCAAAGAUCUGAAUGAAUUGCACCAUAAGCAACAUUGUUUUCUGCUUCUUUCCACUGUGAUGUAGUCUCGGAGUUGCACGGAUAUUAUUCUUGAAUUUUCAUUGUUGUGCAUAAAAAUCAGGAGGAUUCAGGAGGUAUUGAAUGUAUCUUUCAUGCAAUUAAAACAGGAAAUUAUUGCUGAUCUAAUCCAUAUUAUGUCAUUCCGUAAUAUAAGAAGUGAUUGGAAAGUAGCUGCAGAUAACAUGUACUAAAAUACUUAAGACAAUUUUCUUGACAAAUUUAUAUUAAUAUGGCUGGAAUUGUGUAUUAACAGAUGGAUAUCUCCUUUAGCCCUAAUAUAUCUAACAAGAGGGUGAACUAA